Molecule: messenger RNA, 581 nt
Organism: Oncorhynchus nerka (sockeye salmon)
Lineage: Eukaryota; Metazoa; Chordata; Actinopteri; Salmoniformes; Salmonidae
Product: small integral membrane protein 11-like
Exons: 3
Coding region: 85-312 (75 amino acids)
Source: RefSeq, a predicted model, not a curated record
UGCUACAUAUAUCUGUGCUAGGGGAAACUUCACCCAAAGCCACUUUCUUAACACAGUUCCGUCCAACGUCACACUACAGCAGACAUGGACCACAUGAUCAACUGGAAGGCGUUGGACAAUGUCCCUCUGCUCUUCUACAUCCUGGCAUUGAAGACCCUGGUCUUGUGCCUGGGCUUCGCUGGAGUGAAGAUCUAUCAGGCUAAGAAGGAAGAGGCCAAGCUGAAGAUACAGAGGGCAGAGCAGAGGAGGAUAGCGGAGCAGGUGCAGGAGCUCCUGGAUAACGAGCUCCUGGACAACAAGAAGGAUGACUGACCUGGAGGAACAAGGGAGAUGAAAGGAACUAAAGUAUGUCAUCUGACCAGACUGGGGACCUACAUGCUCCAAGGAUGGGGCGGAACUCUGAUUGGCUGAUCUGGGGAGGAAGUGUUGAGAAUGUCUAGUUCCUGUUGGACAGUACUCACCCAGAACAGGCCUGGGGUCCUGGACAUUGCUGCGGGUGUCAUUCUUUUUUUUACACAAACUUUUAACUUCAGAGCCACCAGAUGUUUUGUAAAUAAAGAUUAAAGAGUUUUUGUACCUCU